GCAGGAGAUCAAACCUCAGACAGCUGUUGCGUCCAUCACCUUCAACAGUGCAUUGGCGCAGAUGAACAAGAAACCCAUUCAGGCCAUGCGCGUUCUGGAAAGCAUGCGCGUCAGCAUGCCCGAUGUGGCCGCCCUGCAGCGCAUGGAUCAGUUGCGCAAUGGCGGCAGUUUUACUUUGCCAAAGGAGCCGGAGGAAGUGGUGCGAACGCUGUGUCAGGUGGCACCGGACGCUGGGCGCCCACCCCCUGAGGUGGUUGGUGCUGCCUUGAAGGCUGCAGGUUUGCCGGCCACAGAAGAGAACCUGGAGAAGGCG
This is a messenger RNA of Cladocopium goreaui, 313 nucleotides long. NCBI's taxonomy places the organism in Eukaryota, Dinophyceae, Suessiales, Symbiodiniaceae. The record is from the annotation of a GenBank genome assembly.